UUAAAAACCGUUUGUUUACGUUUAUGCUCGCACCGGUUCGGUUGCACUCAGAAGUUUGUCGUCAUUUUCCAGAUGCACAAAAUUCCAUAACAAAAAUCGCCGUAAAAUGACGCGGAAUACAUUGAAUUUGAUAUUGAAAGUUGUGGUGCUUACGUGCGUUGGAGUGGAACUCGUUUCGGCCGCUGCGGUCAACUACCUGGAACCGGAUGGCGUCAUCGCGUACAAACCGGAUCCCUCGCGGAUCUAUCGGCCGGGUCUGCGAACGUACUGCUACCGCGGCCGGGAGAAGCAACUGGUGCACAUGUUCGAGACGGUGAUUCUGAACUUCGAGUGCGAUCACGAUGAUUUCAGCCAGUAUGAGGGGGGUACGCCGGAGGAAGUCCGGGCCCAUCACGAAACGGAGCAGAGCUUGUUCUCGUUCAAUUUGCUGUCCAACAGCCGGAAGCGGGUGAUCAAGAUGGACCCGUUCAACCAGAGCUGCAUCGGAGUGGUCAGCGGGGAGCAGUACACGGUUCGGCUGAAUCUGAUCCGAAUCGAUUUUUGGCGGGUGAUCAUGCUGACCGCGGGGGUGUUUGUGUUCCUGUCGGCGGCCAAGCUGAGUAACAAUGCGCUGUUCUACUACAUUUGUGGGGUUUUCCUGGGGGUGUUUGCCAGCUUCCUGGUGGUAGUCUAUAUGGCCAGCAAGUUGUUCCCCCGGAAGCCGAUGAUGUACGGAGUGAUGCUGGGCGGAUGGACGCUGGGGAUCUACUUUGCCCAGAUGCUGAUGGACAACCUGAGGUUGAUCUUUGUGACGUACCAGGUAUACGUGUUCUGGUACAUCUUGACGACGGGUUUCAUCAGCUUCAUAAUCUGCUACCGGAUGGGACCACCGAAGAACCAGCGCAGCAAGGACCUCAUCAAGUGGAGCCUGCAGUUGGCCGCCCUGGGGGCGAUCUUCUUUUCCUCUGCAUAUCGAGACGCGACUACCGGAAUUUGCAUCGCCAUGCUGCUAUCUUACUACUUCCCCAAAAGUAUCCUGUUGCGGAUCCGAUCAUUCUACCGACGACGGUUUCCUCCGAAGCGCCGCCUGCUGACCAACGAGGAAUACUACGAGCAGGGCGUCCGGGAAACUACCAAAGCUCUGGAGGAACUGCGAGCCUACUGCAGCAGUCCCAAUUGCAAACAGUGGAACACGGUGCUUAAGCUCCGGGAUCCGUCUCGGUUCGCUUCCUUCAUGGAAGGUUCCUCCCAUCUAAUGGACGAUGAAAUUCUCGAGUACGAAACGUCCAACGCCCACAUGGACAUCAGUGAUGACGAGGACGAGAGUGGCGAGAACGGACAAGGUGAUUCUCCGCUGAUCCUGGCGGACAACUCCGACGAAGAGCAACAGGAUCAGGAGGAACCUCCGCGGGGACGUGUAACACCAACGCGGGGUCCCACCAACUAUCGGAAGUUUGCCCAGCAGCGGUCCUCGUUCCAGAAUGGUGGUAGAAGUCUGGCCAGUACCAGCACUCCGACGAAUCCUGCUGCCUCGGCGAAAACCCGGAGCAGUCGCAGUCGAAGCAGGCAACCGGUGCCGUCCGCUCCGCCACCACAGGACGAAUUCGAGUUUAGUGAAGAGGACGAGUGAUUUUUCUUCGACUAGGAACGGUUAUUUAUUGAAUGAUACUUACAUUUCUCCGCUUCUCGACGCUUUCGUUUUUGUAAAUAGUUACGUUCGAAUUCGUGUUGUCCUUUCUUCUAACCCCUCUUCGAUUAUCACCUUUCACUAUAGACUCGUGUCAAUAAGACACGCUUAGAUUAAACUCAUUUUGCUUUGACUCGAAAUGCUUUUGUGUAUUCUCUCUAACAAUAAUUUCUCUAGUGUGUAGGAUGCCUUUUUGGAAAAGCAACUAUGUGAAAAACCUAAUGAUACUCUUUCGUGGAAUAGAGCUAACUAACUAGGAUAACUAAGAUUUUGUAAAAUUGAAA
Molecule: messenger RNA, 1950 nt
Organism: Aedes albopictus (Asian tiger mosquito)
Lineage: Eukaryota; Metazoa; Arthropoda; Insecta; Diptera; Culicidae
Gene: Nemp
Product: nuclear envelope integral membrane protein
Exons: 3
Coding region: 107-1609 (500 amino acids)
Cellular component (GO): nuclear envelope
Source: RefSeq, a predicted model, not a curated record